Xiphophorus maculatus (southern platyfish) is the source of this 1294-nucleotide messenger RNA. RefSeq names its product homocysteine S-methyltransferase-like. Gene Ontology annotation, molecular function: zinc ion binding; S-adenosylmethionine-homocysteine S-methyltransferase activity. The record is from RefSeq and is a predicted model, not a curated record. Gene Ontology annotation, biological process: S-methylmethionine cycle. The coding region runs from base 126 to 1109 and encodes 327 amino acids. NCBI's taxonomy places the organism in Eukaryota, Metazoa, Chordata, Actinopteri, Cyprinodontiformes, Poeciliidae. The transcript is spliced from 9 exons.
AAUCAGGAGACUGUGACAGCAACAGUCUUCAGUCAGAGGCCUCUUCACAUUCAUUGCAAGAUUGACUGCUAGUGGAGACUUUCUGAAAGUACUUGUAUGAGAUGAGUUUUUGAAUAGUGUCUGCCAUGGCUUCAUCUGCUUGCAUAAAACGGAUGAUACUCGGCGACGGUCCCCUGAUCUUGGACGGUGGACUUGCAACUGAACUAGAGGCGCGUGGAGCUGAACUUCAGGGGGAUCCUUUAUGGAGCGCCAGGCUUUUGCACACGAACCCCCAGGCAAUAAAGGAGGCUCAUUCCAGGUUUCUCCUCAGCGGCGCUGAUGUCAUCACGACUGCAACGUACCAGGCGAGCGUCCAGGGAUUCAUCAGCCACCUGGGCGUGAGCUGCGAUGAGGCCAGAGAGCUGCUGAUGUCCGGAGUUCAUCUGGCCAAAGAGACGGUGGAGACUUUCCGCCCCGGGGACAGAAGUCUGUUGGUGGCGGGCUCCGUUGGGCCGUAUGGAGCCUUCCUCCAUGAUGGAUCAGAGUACAGCGGGGCGUACGCGCAGAGGAUGAGCGUGGAAGAGCUCAAACUAUGGCAUAAGGCGCAGGUGGAGUGCUUAGCAGCAGCGGGGGCCGACCUCGUGGCCUUUGAGACCAUCCCGAGUAUCAAAGAGGCCCAGGCCGUGGUGGAGCUGCUGAGGGAGUUCCCGGACUGCAACGCCUGGCUGUCGUUCUCCUGUAAGGACGAGAAGCACAUUUCGGACGGCAGCCCGUUCGUGGACGCCGUUCGGCUCGCCUGCAGGUCGCCCCAGCUGCUCGCUGUGGGAGUCAACUGCUGCCACCCGGCGGUGGUGGAGCCGCUGCUGGACUCGGCCAGGGCGGCCCUGGGCCCCGGCGUGAGCUGGGUGGUGUACCCAAACAGCGGGGAGGAGUGGGACGCCGAGCAGGGAUGGCCGAGGUCAGAGUGGACGGCAGGAUGGACGCCCGAGCUGAGCGGCGCCUGGCUGAAGCAGGGAGCCGCCCUGUUAGGUGGCUGCUGCCGCAUCGGUCCGGCUCACAUCGCAGCGUUGAGGCGGCAGCUGAAAGGAAGCAGCUCGUCUUCAUCGGAUCCGGCCGACAGCAACACAUAAGGAACGUUUAUGAUCCUGUCAAAACCCGUAAAAAAAAAAACCUCAAAGCUCUCCUUCAUCAUGUCGGAUUAACUUCAAUAAAGUGGUAUUUGGUGAAACAGUGGUUCGCGUUUGGUUACACAGCACACCUUGUACAGUCGUCUAACUGCAGUCUCUCUGCAUAAAUAAAAUGAUUUGUCGUUUUG